Molecule: messenger RNA, 1177 nt
Organism: Phalaenopsis equestris
Lineage: Eukaryota; Viridiplantae; Streptophyta; Magnoliopsida; Asparagales; Orchidaceae
Product: deSI-like protein At4g17486
Exons: 4
Coding region: 258-932 (224 amino acids)
Biological process (GO): protein deubiquitination
Molecular function (GO): deubiquitinase activity
Source: RefSeq, a predicted model, not a curated record
GAAACACUACUUGCAACCAUUUUUAUUUUACAGCUAAGGUCGGUCUUUUAGCUCUCUUGUCGUAGAUUUGCCGGGGGUGUAACUCCAACCCUUCGUCAUCACAAAUCUUGGUUUUCUUCUUUCUAAAUGCGGCUCGCUGCUCCAAAUUACUUGAUUCGGGCAUCAUUUCGAGCUUUUUGAUGCGAUUCUACGAGCUGGUUUUGGAUUUUUAGAAGGCUUUAUAUCUUUUGUGUUAAUCUCUGAUUAGUUGAAUUAACAUGCCCUCUCUUCUAUCGCGAUCUUCAUCGACUAAGGAGCUGAGAAAUGGGGAUGGGAGCGGCGGCGGCAAGUCGCAUCUGUUCUUGAACGUCUACGAUCUCACUCCAAUCAACAAUUACCUUUAUUGGUUCGGGCUAGGAAUUUUCCACUCUGGAAUAGAAGUUCAUGGAAUGGAGUAUGGCUUUGGCGCCCAUGAGUACCCAACAAGUGGAGUAUUUGAAGUAGAGCCCAAAAGCUGCCCUGGUUUUGUUUUUCGUCGUUCUGUGUGGUUGGGCUCCACAGACAUGUCUCGUUUGGAGUUCCGCUUGUUCAUGGAACAGCUUUCUGGGAAGUACUAUGGUGAUUCCUACCAUUUGAUUGCAAAAAACUGCAAUCAUUUUACUGAUGAUGUGUGUAUGCGUCUGACUGGAAAACCAAUUCCAGGAUGGGUAAAUCGACUUGCCAGACUAGUUUCAGGUUCGUUAUGCAACUGUCUCCUGCCUGAAAACAUUCAGGUCUCAGCUGUCAGCCAUUUACCAGAUCAUUCAGCAGUAUCUGAAGAUGGAUCGGAGUCUUUUGCUUCAACCAUGGAGAGUGAUGAUGAUUCAGCCGAUCGGUGUCUGCUAACACUACCCAUAAGCGAUCCUACACAUCCAAGAGAAAAAGCAUUAAGGAUGGCCAGAGAUAUUAUUUGAGAUCUUAAUUUCCCAUUAUCGCACAGUUCUCUGCUUCUUAAUUUCGGAUCCAUCAUCUUUCCUUAAAGCUUGCAUUCUUUGCGCUCAUGGAAGGAGCCUACCUGUAGAAUUGCAAAUUACCGAAAGCAACUGUAAUUGUAAGUUGGAGAAUUAACCUUUUCAUUUAUUUAAUGAUUUUCAUUCCAAGUUAUCCAUAAUGUUUGAGAACUUGAAUUUUUAUUUAUUUAUUUAUUUAUUUAUUUUUG